Monoraphidium neglectum is the source of this 429-nucleotide messenger RNA. Its product is annotated as Cytochrome P450 55A2. Gene Ontology annotation, molecular function: monooxygenase activity; heme binding; iron ion binding. Bases 1 to 429 code for a protein of 142 amino acids. The transcript is spliced from 5 exons. Lineage: Eukaryota; Viridiplantae; Chlorophyta; Chlorophyceae; Sphaeropleales; Selenastraceae. The record is from RefSeq and is a predicted model, not a curated record.
AUGCUGGUCGACAACCGGUUCAGCAAGGUGCGCACCCACCCCGGCUUCCCCGAGCUCUCUCAGGGCGCCAAGGCGGCCAUUGAGGGGCGUGAGCCCACUUUUGUGGACAUGGAUCCCCCGGAGCACACGCGCUUCAGGGGCAUGUUUGAGGACGCAUUCAGCCACGACGCCGUUGAGGCGAUGCGCCCCCAAAUCGCGGCCACUGUUGACCGCCUGAUCGACGAAAUGGAGGCGGCCAAGGCCAAGGCUGGAGGUGGUGGUGGCGACGGCUCCCCCUUCUCCAUUGACCUGCAGGAGGCAUUCUCCAUGCCCCUGGCCUUCGGCACCAUCUACACCAUUCUCGGCAUCCCACAGGAGGCACGCGCACGCACGCGCGCGCGGGGGCCGACACACCUGGCAGCGGGAGCGGCUCUGGCAGCCUGCCACUGA